Messenger RNA from Anopheles coustani, 1380 nucleotides. Its product is annotated as platelet glycoprotein V-like. The record is from RefSeq and is a predicted model, not a curated record. The transcript has a single exon. Gene Ontology annotation, molecular function: protein binding. NCBI's taxonomy places the organism in Eukaryota, Metazoa, Arthropoda, Insecta, Diptera, Culicidae. The coding region runs from base 1 to 1380 and encodes 459 amino acids.
AUGUUUCGAGUGUGGUUCUAUUUUCUAGCGAGCUGCAUUGCGGUUGCAGCGAUUCUUACAGUAACUGAAGCAGCAAUAAUUCGUCUAAAUUGCGAAUAUUUUGAUGGAAACUGUGUGUUGAAAAAUGUUUAUGCUACCGAGGAUGAUCGAUUCAAGGAAAUCCGUAACGAAGGAUAUCGGGACUCUAUCGAGUUUUUCGACUGCCACAUUCACACGCUACCACCAAUUCCGUACAUACGCUCGGUUAAAGCAGAUGCCAUCAAUCUAGUACGAAUUGAAGAAAACACUUUCAGUACGAUCAACAAAUUGGAUGUGUCGUACAACCGUCUACGAGAGAUCUCCGUCACUGCAUUUGAAUACCCUACCGAGCUCGGUGUACUCAUCCUCAAUGGAAACCCUACUCUGAAAGACUUCACCUUCCUCAACAAGCUUACUGGACUAACGAGGCUUGAUAUGACUGAAAUGAAGAUGGAACUGGAGCUCAUCGAUAUUAACACCUUCGCAAACAUGGACUCGCUUGAGAAUUUAAAUAUGAGCGACAAUCGAAUCACAUCAAUACCUGUCGGGAUGUUUUCUCCCCUCACAUGCCUGAAGAAUCUUGAUUUGAGUCGAAACUCCAUCACCAAAAUAGCUGCAGGAGCGCUAGCCAUUGUGAAAAAUGCACCGUUAGAUUUCGAUUUGUCCUACAACAAUAUAAGCAUUAUCGAAAAUAAUGCUUUCCUGAGUGCAUCGAGGAUCAAUCUGAGGCAAAACCGAAUAUCAGGCAUCGGUCCGUAUGCCUUCGACAACCAGACGGGUCUACAAUCGCUUGUUCUAUCAGGAAACAGGCAACUGAAAAAUUUUGACUUUUUACACAACCUCCCAUCGCUGCACGACCUCGAUAUGUCGCACAUGAACUUUUCUUUUGAAGGCCUGCCAAGGAAUAUGUUCGACGAUCUCGCUUCACUAGCUUCUCUCGAUCUUUCGCACAAUCAAAUUCCUGAGGUACCAAUUGGGAUCUUUGCGGAGCUGCAAUCACUGAACUCGAUCAAUCUGCGACACAAUCUCAUAAAACACAUCGAGUUCGGUACCUUUUCUAUGCGAAAGUACGAUCUGAUUGAUGAAAUCGAUCUUUCCUACAACCAGAUCACGGAGCUAAACUUUCUCGUGUUUGUGCCGCUGAAGUACCUCAAGACGUUGCUGCUGCAUGGAAAUAAAUUACCGUACGUGAAUGCCAAACAACUUAUCCGUAACAAGAGCCUGCAAAACUUUGGAAUCCAGAACAGCUUAGUGCGUUGCUACGAUCUGGUUGACCUGUUGGGUCAUCUCAAACUAGUUUUGGAGCAGAAUGAGUUCAUUUCACACCUACCCAAUGUGGACGGCAUCAAAUGUGUUCCUUAA